This is a messenger RNA of Penicillium waksmanii, 1257 nucleotides long. Its product is annotated as putative para-hydroxybenzoate-polyprenyltransferase Coq2. Gene Ontology annotation, biological process: ubiquinone biosynthetic process. Gene Ontology annotation, cellular component: mitochondrial inner membrane. Gene Ontology annotation, molecular function: 4-hydroxybenzoate polyprenyltransferase activity. The coding region runs from base 1 to 1257 and encodes 418 amino acids. The transcript has a single exon. The record is from RefSeq and is a predicted model, not a curated record. NCBI's taxonomy places the organism in Eukaryota, Fungi, Ascomycota, Eurotiomycetes, Eurotiales, Aspergillaceae.
AUGCUCUCCUCCAUCUCCGGCUCCCGAUUCCUCCGUCGGUCCCGGGUACCUCAAUGCUGGCAAGCGCAAGGAUAUACUGGUAGUUCUCGGCAUAAUGGUGCCCUGUCGACCUUCAUUCGCACACAGUCAUUGACUACAACCAAGCGGAUCCGACCUUCUCAGCUCCAAUCGCACCGCACAUCCAUGCAGAUCAUCUCAAAGCGCAACGCGCAGGUACAAACAACGGAGCCCGAGACGCAGAAUGCAAAUGCAAACCCAGCAACACAUUAUAUCCCUCCGCGAACAGGACUGAUUGCAUCCCUGCCAAAGUCAUGGAUUCCCUAUGCCGAACUAGUCCGCCUGGAUAAGCCCACUGGUACCUACUACCUCUUCUUCCCGACCCUCUUCUCCACGCUUCUCGCCGCACCAAUGGCCACCGAUAUAACACCGAUACAUGUUCUGGGAACAGUUGCGCUCUUCUUCAGUGGUGCUUUGAUCAUGCGUGGCGCCGGAUGUGCAAUCAACGACCUUUGGGACAGGAACCUGGACCCUCAUGUCGAACGAACCAAAUAUCGCCCAAUUGCGCGAGGAGCGCUUUCGCCUAAGAAAGCUGUGCUCUUUACGGGUUCGCAGUUGCUAGCUGGACUUGGGGUCUUGGUAUCAUUUCCUUCUCAAUGUCUUUGGUAUGGAAUCCCUAGUAUGCCUCUUGUCGUGGCAUACCCAUUGGCUAAGCGGGUGACCCACUACCCCCAAGCUGUCUUGGGUCUAGCCUUCUCGUGGGGGGCAAUGAUGGGCUUUCCAGCCCUGGGUGUGGAUUUGCUUUCUAAUAAUGAUGCAUUGAUGGCCGCGGGGGCCCUGUAUACCAGCUGUGUUGCAUGGACUGUCCUCUACGAUAUGAUCUAUGCGCACAUGGACAUCAAGGAUGAUGUGAAGGCCGGAAUCAAGUCCAUCGCCCUCCGCCAUGACAAGGACACCAAGGCCAUUCUGACUGGUCUGGCCACAGUUCAGGUCGGACUUUUGGGAGCAGCCGGUGUUGCUGCAGGAUGUGGACCGGUCUUCUUCGUUGGCAGCUGCGGCAGUGCCAUCCUGUCCCUUGGCCUGAUGAUCUGGAAAGUUCAGUUGAAGAAUGUUCGAAACUGCUGGUGGUGGUUUGUGAAUGGGUGUCUCCUCACGGGUGGUGGCAUCUCGUUGGGUCUUCUUGGUGAGUAUACCGCGCAAUACCUGGGUUUGUACAAUAGCGACAAAGGACUUUCCGAGUCCGAGUCAACACAGCAAUAG